Messenger RNA from Trichomonas vaginalis G3, 450 nucleotides. RefSeq lists its product as uncharacterized. Lineage: Eukaryota; Parabasalia; Trichomonadida; Trichomonadidae. The record is from RefSeq and is a predicted model, not a curated record. Bases 1 to 450 code for a protein of 149 amino acids. The transcript has a single exon.
AUGUCAACGGGAGAUCUCGUUCCUAAGCAAGAAGAUAUUGAUGAAAUGACGAAACAAGUUGUUGUUCAGAAUGGUGGACACAACUAUUUAUAUGCUGAAUACCUUAGAAUGACUGCAAAUCUCGCAUCAGAAAGUGAUGAAACGUUUUUAAAUCAUUUUCAGCCAAAUAUUAACUACGACAAGUCUGAUAUUAUUGAAGCACUCAAAUACGUUAUGGCAUAUCUUAAAGCAAACAAAAUGAAAGAAACAUUAAAUACUCUCCGCAUAGAAUAUCCAGAUGCACCAACAAAGACAGGUUAUAGUACAAGAUCUGAAGUAGCUAAAUCUUGGGAUCAUUUAAACGAAACAAUUAGAACUAAUAAGAGAAAGUCUCUCGACAAGAAAGUCAGACAAUUCAGCGAAGAAAUCGGUUUACCAGUACAAAAGCACUCAAGAAAGCCAACUCAUUAA